UGGCUGGUUCGGGAUCCCGGACGCAUGGCGGGCAGCAGAGAUAUAGACUGUCAAUUUCGGAUCCAAGGACGGUGAUGGCAAAGCUUACUCCCGCUGCCUAUCAGAUCAGACCUGUCACAGAAUAAAUCCCGCCGCCUGCUGCGAAGCCCCUGCGCGCUUCAAACUUGGCGAACUGGGUAAUCCGUGUCUGGAUAUGCAGAUCUCUGAUUUUAAAGGCGGGGUGACCCCGGGGAGCAGCAGCGGAUGAUGGUGGCCGGCGUGCUGGGCUGUGCCUGUGCGUCGCCGCGGAAAUCUGCGCCCCGCGCUGUACCCUGAACCCUUGCAGGUCCGCCGCAGCCCGAGCCUUGAAGAGGACAGAGCCGACGCGCGGGGCACCGGGGGUCGCGCGGGGUCGGCUUAUCAUGGCGGAUCGGACAGCUCCCAGUUGCCAGCUCCGCCUGGAGUGGGUGUACGGGUACCGGGGUCACCAGUGCCGCAACAACCUGUACUACACCGCUGGCAAAGAGGUGGUUUACUUUGUAGCUGGGGUAGGGGUGGUGUACAACACCCGAGAGCACAGCCAAAAAUUCUUCCUGGGACACAACGACGACAUUAUCAGGAUUCAGAUAUAUCACUCCACACUUUCCUGGCUCUGGGAUGCUGAUGAGAGAUUUGACAUUAUUCUGAUGUCCUUUAGCCUUGCCUUACACCCAGAUAAAACUCUGAUUGCAACUGGCCAAGUUGGGAAGGAGCCAUAUAUAUGCAUCUGGGAUUCCUAUAGUGUCCAGACUGUGUCUAUUCUCAAAGAUGUCCAUACACAUGGAGUUGCAUGCCUGGCUUUCGACUCGGAUGGGCAGCGUUUAGCCUCUGUGGGAUUGGAUGCCAAAAACACAGUCUGCAUUUGGGACUGGAGAAAGGGAAAACUUCUGGCCUCAGCUACCGGCCACUCUGACCGGAUUUUUGAUAUUUCCUGGGAUCCAUAUCAGCCAAACAGAAUGGUCAGCUGUGGAGUAAAGCAUAUAAAGUUUUGGACACUAUGUGGAAAUGCCCUGACAGCAAAAAGAGGGAUAUUUGGCAAAACAGGAGAUCUGCAGACUAUCCUUUGCCUUGCAUGUGCCAAAGAAGACAUCACAUACUCUGGUGCUUUAAACGGUGACAUCUACGUCUGGAAAGGGCUCACCUUAAUCCGAACUGUUCAAGGAGCACAUAGUGCUGGAAUCUUUAGCAUGUAUGCUUGUGAAGAGGGCUUUGCUACUGGUGGGCGAGACGGCUGUAUACGAUUAUGGGACACUGAUUUCAAACCAAUAACCAAAAUUGACCUCAGGGAGACAGAACAAGGAUAUAAAGGCCUCUCUAUCCGGAGCGUGUGCUGGAAAGCCGACCGCCUUCUAGCUGGAACCCAAGACAGCGAGAUAUUUGAAGUGAUUGUGCGCGAGCGGGAUAAGCCAGUGCUCAUCCUUCAAGGCCACUGCGAGGGCGAGCUCUGGGCUCUGGCUUUGCACCCCAAGAAGCCUUUGGCUGUGACAGGCAGUGACGACCGCUCUGUCAGGCUGUGGAGUCUGGCUGACCAUGCCUUGAUUGCUCGGUGCAACAUGGAGGAAGCAGUCCGUAGUGUCUCCUUCAGUCCUGAUGGAUCUCAGUUGGCCCUGGGCAUGAAGGAUGGCUCUUUCAUUGUUCUCCGAGUCAGGAUCUCACUCAAUAGCCCUGUCUGGCCUGAAACUUGGUCUGUAGAUGAAAUUGCCUUCAGCUCUUGGAGAUCUACCUGCCUUUGUCUUCCAAGGCUGGGAUUAAAGGCGUGUACCACCACAUCUGCUCUCAUUUAUAUUUCAAACAUAAACAGAGAUAUGACAGAAGUGGUCCAUAUCAAAGAUAGAAAAGAAGUCAUUCAUGAAAUGAAAUUUUCCCCAGAUGGUUCUUACCUCGCGGUAGGAUCCAAUGAUGGCCCUGUGGAUGUCUAUGCUGUUGCCCAGCGGUAUAAGAAAAUAGGAGAAUGCAACAAGUCCCUUAGUUUCAUCACCCACAUCGACUGGUCUCUGGAUAGUAAAUACUUGCAAACCAAUGAUGGCGCUGGGGAGAGACUGUUCUACAAAAUGCCAUCGGGGAAGCCUUUAACAAGUAAGGAAGAAAUCAAAGGCAUUCCCUGGGCCUCCUGGACGUGUGUGAAGGGCCCUGAAGUGACUGGGAUCUGGCCCAAAUACACCGAGGUUAUCGACAUCAACUCAGUGGACGCCAAUUACAACAGUUCAGUGUUGGUGUCUGGAGAUGACUUUGGACUGGUCAAAUUGUUCAAAUUUCCUUGUCUGAAAAAAGGAGCCAAGUUUAGAAAGUAUGUGGGACACUCUGCCCAUGUCACGAACGUCCGCUGGUCCCAUGAUUUCCAGUGGGUGUUAAGCACAGGAGGAGCAGAUCACUCGGUCUUUCAGUGGAGGUUUAUUCCAGACGCUGUCAGCAAUGGCAUGCUGGAAACCACACCCCAGGAAGGUGGCACUGAUUCCUACAGUGAAGAAUCUGAUUCGGAUUUGUCUGAUGUACCAGAAUUGGACUCUGAUAUCGAGCAGGAAGCUCAGAUCAAUUAUGAUCGUCAGGUUUACAAAGAAGAUCUACCUCAGCUAAAGCAACAAAGCAAAGAGAAAAACCAUGCUGUGUUCUUCCUCAAGCGGGAGAAGGCACCAGAGGACAGCCUCAAACUCCAGUUUAUACAUGGUUACAGGGGCUACGACUGUAGGAACAACCUGUUCUACACACAGGCAGGAGAAGUGGUGUACCACAUUGCGGCAGUUGCGGUGGUGUACAACAGGCAACAGCACUCUCAGAGGCUAUACCUGGGGCACGACGAUGACAUCCUCAGCCUGACCGUCCAUCCCGUGAAGGACUAUGUGGCCACGGGACAGGUUGGAAGAGAUGCUGCUAUCCAUGUGUGGGAUGCACAAACUCUAAAAUGUUUGUCACUAUUGAAAGGGCACCAUCAGAGAGGAGUGUGUGCACUGGAUUUUUCAGCUGAUGGAAAAUGCCUGGUGUCCGUUGGUUUAGAUGAUUUUCACAGUGUUGUGUUUUGGGACUGGAAAAAGGGAGAAAAGAUAGCUACGACCAGAGGACAUAAAGAUAAAAUAUUUGUGGUAAAGUGUAAUCCACACCAUGUUGACAAGCUGGUUACAGUUGGGAUUAAGCAUAUCAAAUUCUGGCAACAAGCAGGUGGGGGCUUCACCUCCAAAAGAGGAAUCUUUGGAAGUGCUGGAAAAUUGGAAACCAUGAUGUGUGUUUCUUAUGGGCGAAUGGAAGAUCUAGUGUUCUCAGGGGCAGCCACUGGAGACAUUUUUAUCUGGAAGGAUGUUCUACUACUGAAGACAGUGAAAGCUCAUGAUGGCCCCGUGUUUGCCAUGUAUGCCCUGGACAAGGGCUUUGUAACAGGUGGAAAAGAUGGGAUUGUGGAACUCUGGGAUGACAUGUUUGAAAGAUGCCUGAAGACCUAUGCCAUCAAAAGGGCUGCACUGUCAACUAGCUCUAAAGGCCUGCUUUUGGAGGAUAACCCUUCAAUUCGUGCCAUCACUCUGGGCCAUGGACACAUUCUUGUGGGGACAAAAAAUGGAGAGAUUCUGGAAAUUGAUAAGAGUGGCCCAAUGACACUGCUUGUUCAGGGACACACAGAAGGAGAAGUGUGGGGGCUGGCAGCACAUCCUCUCCUGCCAAUCUGUGCAACAGUAAGCGAUGACAAAACCCUUCGGAUCUGGGAACUAUCCUCCCAGCACCGGAUGCUGGCAGUACGGAAACUUAAAAAAGGAGGAAGAUGUUGUGCCUUCUCCCCUGACGGGAAAGCCUUAGCAGUUGGCUUGAAUGAUGGAAGUUUCUUGGUGGUAAAUGCUGAUACUGUGGAAGACAUGGUCUCCUUCCAUCACAGAAAAGAAAUGAUCUCUGACAUUAAAUUUUCAAAAGACACAGGAAAAUACCUUGCGGUGGCAUCCCAUGAUAACUUCGUGGAUAUUUACAACGUACUUACAAGCAAGAGGGUUGGCAUCUGUAAAGGAGCUUCCAGCUACAUCACACACAUUGACUGGGACUCUAGAGGGAAAUUGUUGCAAGUUAAUUCAGGUGCCAAAGAACAACUUUUCUUUGAAGCUCCAAGAGGCAGAAGACAUAUAAUAAGGCCCUCAGAGAUUGAGAAGAUAGAGUGGGACACAUGGACUUGCGUCCUGGGACCCACCUGUGAAGGAAUCUGGCCAGCACACAGCGACGUGACAGAUGUCAAUGCUGCCAGUCUUACUAAAGACGGCUCCCUCUUAGCCACUGGGGAUGAUUUUGGUUUUGUUAAGCUUUUUUCAUAUCCAGUCAAGGGACAGCAUGCAAGAUUCAAGAAGUAUGUGGGGCACAGCGCACACGUCACCAACGUGAGGUGGCUGCACAAUGACUCUGUGUUGCUCACGGUAGGAGGUGCCGACACAGCCUUGAUGAUCUGGACCAGGGAAUUUGUGGGAACCCAGGAAAGCAAGCUGGUUGAUAGUGAGGAGUCAGAUACAGAUGCAGAGGAAGAUGGAGGCUAUGACAGUGACGUCGCUAGAGAGAAGGCCAUCGACUAUACCACCAAGAUCUAUGCUGUGAGCAUCAGGGAAAUGGAGGGUACCAAACCACACCAGCAGCUAAAAGAGGUGUCCAUGGAAGAAAGACCACCCGUGAGUCGGGCAGCUCCCCAGCCUGAGAAACUCCAGAAGAACAACAUCACCAAAAAGAAGAAGCUGGUUGAGGAGCUGGCUCUGGACCAUGUGUUUGGCUACAGGGGAUUUGACUGCCGAAACAACCUGCAUUACCUUAAUGAUGGUGCCGACAUCAUUUUCCACACUGCGGCUGCCGGCGUUGUGCAGAACCUCUCCACAGGCAGUCAGAGCUUCUACCUGGAACAUACAGAUGACAUCCUCUGCCUCACAGUGAACCAGCACCCAAAAUACAGAAACGUGGUGGCUACCAGCCAGAUAGGGACAACACCUUCAAUUCAUAUCUGGGAUGCCAUGACCAAACACACGCUUUCCAUGCUGCGGUGCUUCCACUCCAAGGGGGUGAACUACGUCAACUUCAGUGCAACUGGGAAGCUCCUGGUCUCUGUGGGCGUGGAUCCAGAGCACACCAUCACUGUCUGGCGAUGGCAAGAAGGUACCAAGGUUGCCAGCCGAGGGGGUCACCUGGAGCGUAUAUUUGUGGUAGAAUUUCGCCCUGACUCAGACACACAAUUUGUAUCUGUUGGGGUCAAACACAUGAAGUUCUGGACCCUGGCUGGAAGUGCUCUGCUGUACAAGAAAGGGGUCAUCGGGUCCAUGGAAGCUGCCAAGAUGCAGACAAUGCUGUCUGUGGCUUUUGGUGCUAACAACCUCACUUUCACCGGUGCCAUCAAUGGAGAUGUCUACGUGUGGAAGGAGCACUUUCUCAUCCGGCUGGUGGCCAAGGCUCACACAGGCCCUGUUUUCACAAUGUACACCACCCUCCGGGAUGGGCUUAUUGUGACUGGUGGAAAAGAACGGCCGACUAAAGAAGGAGGGGCUGUAAAAUUGUGGGACCAGGAGAUGAAGCGCUGUCGGGCUUUCCAGUUGGAGACAGGGCAGCUGGUGGAGUGUGUGCGCUCUGUGUGCCGAGGCAAAGGGAAAAUUUUAGUAGGAACCAAAGAUGGUGAAAUAAUUGAAGUCGGUGAAAAAAAUGCUGCUUCAAACAUCUUGAUUGAUGGACAUAUGGAGGGGGAGAUCUGGGGCCUAGCCACACAUCCCUCUAAGGACAUCUUCAUCUCAGCCAGCAAUGAUGGCACAGCAAGGAUCUGGGACUUGGCUGACAAGAAACUGCUGAACAAGGUGAACCUAGGCCAUGCGGCCAGGUGUGCAGCCUAUAGCCCUGAUGGGGAGAUGGUGGCCAUUGGCAUGAAGAACGGAGAGUUUGUCAUCUUGCUGGUGAACAGCCUGAAAGUUUGGGGGAAAAAAAGAGACCGCAAAUCUGCCAUCCAAGACAUCAGAGUCAGCCCAGACAACAGAUUCUUAGCUGUGGGCUCUUCUGAGCACACAGUUGACUUCUAUGACCUCACUCAGGGCACAAGUCUGAACCGCAUUGGCUACUGCAAAGAUAUCCCAAGCUUUGUCAUUCAGCUGGACUUUUCUGCAGAUAGCAAAUACAUUCAGGUGUCAACAGGAGCCUAUAAGCGCCAGGUGCAUGAGGUUCCCCUGGGGAAGCAGGUAACUGAAGCCAUGGUCAUUGAGAAGAUCACCUGGGCUUCCUGGACAAGUGUUCUAGGAGAUGAAGUCAUUGGAAUCUGGCCACGAAAUGCAGACAAGGCUGAUGUCAACUGUGCAUGUGUGACCCAUGCUGGCUUGAACAUUGUCACAGGAGAUGAUUUUGGGCUAGUGAAGCUCUUUGAUUUUCCAUGCACAGAAAAAUUUGCCAAGCAUAAACGUUACUUUGGCCACUCAGCUCAUGUGACAAAUAUCCGCUUUUCUUAUGAUGACAAGUAUGUGGUCAGCACUGGAGGAGACGACUGCAGUGUAUUUGUGUGGCGAUGUCUGUAAACACCAGAACCUCGUGCACUACACUGCUUUCCCCCAGCUACUUCCAGGCAGUGCAAAGGUACCUGCUCAACACUAACUGUGGGACAUACAAGCUCUGAAUGCCAUUGAGGUUGUAGGACUGUCCCACAAUAUGAACUUUGCAAGACGGUGAUGCCAAGAAAGAAGAUAAAGUACUACAAUAUUAAGACUGUUUGCCUCUGGAGACUAAAACCUAUACUUAUUAGUAACACUAACAACAAAAUCCUGAUGAUGUAGCCCACUGACAAAAGUUACAGCCUCAGUUACUCUAACCAAUAUGUAGCUUUUAAUUUGCAUUAAGACUUUUACAAAGGUGUUUUGCUAUUCUUUUUCUAUAUAUUUCAAGAAUGUUCACUGGACAUGACAGUGUAAGUUGGAAGCACUGAAGUACAGAAAUAGACAGCCUGUUUGCCACAUUUAGCUUUCAAAACCAAAUGAGCCAUGUAUAAACAAGUUUAAAAACUUAAUUUUUUAAAGUUUCAUUUGCAGUUUUAUAUCCAUUAAGUGCCUUGAAAGUUCCCAGCUGUGUGGGCUGUUGCCUCACCUCCCACAAUGUCUCCUUUCUACACAUGGUGCUAAAACUUCAAAACUGAGGAGGGCUAUGGGAUUAGCAGGCUCCAUCACUUGUUCUGUGUGUAUGUCUAGGGUUUCUAAAGGCAUCAGUUACCUGCUUAGACAAAGUGGUUAUGAGGAAGGUGAGCAACAGAGGAACUCCAAUUCUGUGAGAAGUAGCAAUGGAUUUUAUGUUAGUGCCAAAUCCACAACCUAACCUAAAUCCUUCAGACAAAACAACUUCUACAAGAUGUAAAAGGGGGGGAAUCUACAGUAUGUCUAAAUGAGUGAGCUGAUUUGUCUUGCUUAAAAGGCUGUGUUUGGUUUAUACCCUUGGGUAGGGCUGGCUUGGCUCCACUGGUUUCAGAUAAUCAAUGCAGGCUAAAUCUAAAUUUAAAAAAAAUCUCUCAAAGAUGUACUUGAAUUUCUUCAGUCAGUUGUAGGACAGAAUGUGACUUGGACAAUAUUACCUUAAAGUUCCUCAGUUCCCUUAUACAGAGGACACUCACUGGAAGAAGGCUGGCAGGGAUGAGGCCACUGAGUACACAUGCCAGAGUCCUUCCGGUCUGUGCACUAAAAUUCUGUACCUUGAGUUCCUAGCUAUCUGCAGUUGUCAAUUUAUAGAAAGGAUAAAAUGAAGUAUUUUCAGUUGAAGAAUAGAUUUCUAACAUUUACCACAGAAGUGCUUCAGCAUUCUAAAAGGAUUAGACUACUCAUUAAGCUACUUUACAUGCCAAUUUAUUAAUGCCUUACAUUAAUCCACUAGUAGGUUGUUGGACCCCCAGUAGAGUCCCUAUGCAGUCCUAAUUCUGUUUCCUGUAACUGGUGAUGCUGAGUGAUGACCAUGUCUGCCUAUCUUGCACUACUAUGUUUUCAUUCUGACCAGAUCUUGCAUUUAAAUAACCAUGUGGAUGGACACCUGAUUAAUCAGUGGUAUAUGUACAUGUAUAUUUGACGAGCAAUAGUGUGUGUUAUAAAGACUUUUGAAAGUCUCAUUUGUAAAGUUUAUGUGGUAUUUUAUGUAUAUUCAUAAAUCUUGCACUAUAUUCUGUUAAAAUAUUGGUGCAUGAGUUUAUUUUCAGUCAAAGUAUAAAAAUUUAAAAUCUUUUGUUAUGGGUCAAAUAAAUUUCACUAUGUAAAUAUGUUCUUUGUUCUUUAGCUGUUUCAUGAACCUUUCUAAAAGCAUAUCACCAUUCAUUCAUUCUAGACAGCCUAUCACUGUUUUGCUGUACAUUCAUGAAACAAAAACACUAAACACAUACAUUAAAUACAUUAAGUCUAUAAGCUUUAUUGAAACUUUUGCUUUUACAGUUCACAAUGCAUUCCACAGAUAAUUCAUUACAGCUUAAACCACAAUGGCAUAAGUCUUCAUUUUAUGAUUUCUUGCAUAACUAUGUUUGAUAACUGCAAACAUAUGGAAGUAUUAAAUUCAGUCCAUAGAAUCAGAGUCUGUAACACAAUUAACUAUACAGUAAGUCUUUGCAAUGAUGUUUAUGCUGGAGUUCUGUGUUGUUUCCUUAAAGACAGAUGGUAGUGCUCCUAGAAAUAUAUUCUCUUCCUAGCUUAUGUGCUUGAGAGACUAUACUGUAUAAUCAAUGACUCAGAGGUCAAGUACUGUGGGGAAGCUGGAAGGUAAAGAUCUAAGCUUUGUGAAACACUAUAUAUAGAUUAUGUCUAUAUUUACUUAUAUUGGCAAUAUAACAGUAAGUUCACAAUACACCUAGAACAUACCAUAAAGACAGCGUUUUCAUUCCUGCUUUAGUAGUAUGAUCUCGUCUAAACAUUUCAUUCAGAAAAGUCUGCAUCAAUUUACACCAACCAAACACAGUACACUGUGAAAAGUUUUUUUUUUUUUUUUUUUCAGCUUCACCUUUUUGCAAUUUCCCAAA
Cricetulus griseus (Chinese hamster) is the source of this 8968-nucleotide messenger RNA. Lineage: Eukaryota; Metazoa; Chordata; Mammalia; Rodentia; Cricetidae. The record is from RefSeq and is a predicted model, not a curated record.